AACAAACAAAUUGACAGCAGUAAAAAAAUCAACAAUCUUUUCACUCAUUUUCAUUCGCAUCUCCAAAUCUCCACGUAAAAGGUUCAGUUUUGCAAAUGUUUCGUGUGUUUCGUUACCUUUGAACGCUUUAAAUUGAUCGAACCAUCGGUGGCAGUGACGACAGAGCCAACGGGACCCGAAAACCAUGAAAAUCCACUUCCGCGAGCAAUACGGAUCCAGGGGCGAGGAAAUUCUCUACGUGACCCCUGACAACCAAGAUGCGGUCGUUCGAGUGAACGUUAAAGGCGAAAAACCGAAACUGCGGAAGCGACUGAGCUUGCGGAGGUUUUUCCAGAACCUGUUUCUACCGGCUGGCUAUCCGGACAGUGUGAGCGGGGAUUAUCUGGCCUACCAGAAGUGGGAUACGGUGCAGGCUUUUUGCAGUACAAUAAGCGGUACUCUGACCACCCAUGCAAUAUUGAAAGGCGUCGGAGUUGGAAGUGACGUGGCCAAUCCUCUUUCCGCGACAAUAACUUGGGUACUCAAAGAUGGAAUGGGUCAUUUUGGGCGGAUUAUUUUUGCCUGGUGGAAAGGAACGGAGCUAGAUAUCGAUUCGAAGAAGUGGCGCAUACGAGCGGAUGUGUUGAAUGACCUGGCCAUGGGCAUCGAUCUUUUUGUGUUGCCAUACUACCCGAAAGCUUCGACAUUUAUUCUGUGUGCUACAUCCACCAUGAAAGCCAUCGUAGGCGUGGCAGGUGGAGCCACCAGGUCUGCUCUGACACAGCACCAUGCCCUCAGGGGCAAUCUGGCCGAUGUGGCCUCCAAAGAUAGUGCCCAGGAAACGUGUGUCAAUUUAAUCGCUUCAUUCGCUGGGCUAUUUUUAUUGACGCACGUACAGGAUCAAAGGGUUUUAUAUGGAUUAUUCAUAUUUGUAACGUUACUACAUAUCUACGCCAACAUCAAAGCAGUUAAGGCUGUUUGCUUGCGCACUUUCAACGAAGCCCGCUACCUGAUCGCGCUAGAAGAGUAUUUCAAAUCCGGAACAAUGCUUUCGCCGCAACAGGUGAACAAGCUUGAACGGGUCACCAUCGGACAAACGGUGACUUUGACGGCACGCGUCAAAAUUGGUUGUUCCGCUCGGGAGCUUGCUCAAUAUUAUCGGGUUUGUUACGAUUUGGAGAAUCUGAUGGCAUGCUUCGAUUCGCGGGACAAAUUUCUCAUUGCGGAGACCCGGAACUAUGUCGGAGUGUAUCUGCACUUCACCGCCAAACCGUUGGACAUCAUAAAGUCUUAUUUCUACGUGGCAUCGUACUUGCAAGAUAAGAAUCAACUGCGAGACCGCUAUUGGGAAAUCCAAAACAAGUGGAACGAGUUCCUCAACCUUGCCCAGUGCGAAGGCUGGAACGUCCAGGCGCAUCUACUCAAAACCGACGAGUACCGACUGGACUGGAGGAUAUAAAAGGUAAUGAUAGAUUCCAAACGAGACUUUCGCGGCACCUCAACGAACGAAAUUUUAAUAUAGCACCCUAAGAAUAUUCAGAAACGAUAGAUUUUAACGGGAAAAUUGCGCAAUUACAAAAAAAUAAUACUACUGAAA
Armigeres subalbatus is the source of this 1576-nucleotide messenger RNA. RefSeq names its product RUS family member 1. Bases 185 to 1438 code for a protein of 417 amino acids. The transcript has 5 exons. The record is from RefSeq and is a predicted model, not a curated record. Lineage: Eukaryota; Metazoa; Arthropoda; Insecta; Diptera; Culicidae.